AUGGGUGACUACGAGCCAGAAGUAGCCGACUUGCCUACGGCGCAGAUCACUGAAGCCAAGGGGGCUCUGAAUGGGGUCUCCAAUGGUGAUAGUGGUGUUCUUUACCGCCAACUUCGCCAGACACCUCUCAACAUUGUCAGCGGUAGGGGAAGUUACCUCAUCACAGAUACCGGAUUGGAAAUUCUAGAUGCCACUUGCGGCGCUGCGGUGUCCUGCCUAGGACACAACGAUAAGCGGGUACACGAGGCCAUCCAAGAGCAACUACAGAAGGUAUCCUACUGCUAUUCCGUAUUCUUCACCAACAGUGCGAUGGAAAGACUUUCCAAAUUCUUGGUCGAUUCAACUGGAGGCAAGAUGUCUCGAGCAUUCAUUACGGCUUCAGGCACCGAAGCUGUGGAAGCUUCUUUGAAGAUGGCAGUUCAGUAUUUCAUGGAGCUGCCCACACCUCAGCCCCAACGAGUCAAUUUUGUCGCUCGCAAGCAAUCAUAUCACGGCAACACUCUCGGCUCACUAUCGGUGGGUCAUCAUGUCGGCCGCAGAGCUCUUUUUGAGAAGAUUCUAGCGAAGAAUGUCUCACAUGUCUCUCAAUGUUACCCAUACCGAGAUAUGAAACCAGAUGAGACAGUUGAAAGCUACGUUGGCAGGCUUGCUCAAGAGCUGGAAGAUGAGUUUCAAAGACUCGGACCCGAUACAGUCUGUGCUUUUGUCGCGGAGACAAUGGCCGGUGCUACAUUGGGAUGCAUGCCUCCGCUCCCUGGUUAUUUGAAAGCCAUGAAGGAAGUAUGCCAGCGUCACGGUGCGUUGCUCAUCUUGGAUGAGGUAAUGUCGGGUAUGGGCCGUACUGGAACCCUGCACGCUUGGGAGCAGGAGGAUGUCGUUCCCGAUCUUCAAACUAUUGCGAAAGGCCUCGGCGGUGGAUACGCCCCUAUUGCUGGUCUUCUGAUUAACCAGCAUGUUGUCGAUACAUUGACGAAGGGUACUGGGGCAUUCGCUCACAGCCUGACCUACCAAGGCCAUCCGGUUUCCUGCGCAGCUGCUUAUCGGGUGCAGAAGAUUAUUCAGGAAGAUAACCUUCUUCCUAACGUACUUGAGAUGGGCGCCUACCUAAGCCAAUUACUGCACGAGAAACUUGAUGACCACCCCCAUGUUGGCGAUAUUCGCGGACGAGGGCUCUUUUGGGCUAUUGAAUUUGUGAAAGAUAAACAAACUAAAGAGCCUUAUCCGCCAUCACAGGGUGUGGCUUGGGCUGUUCAUGCAUCCGGACUGAAGCCGGAGCAUGCUAUCUCCUUCAUCCCUGGCAAUGGCGGAAUAGACGGUAUCAAUGGCGACCAUGUCUGCUUGGCCCCUGCCUAUAACACUACUCGGGCAGAGAUUGAAUUGAUUGUUGAUCGUGUGACUCAAGUUAUUCAGGACGUUUUGGGUCAAUAG
Messenger RNA from Penicillium pulvis, 1428 nucleotides. RefSeq lists its product as uncharacterized. The record is from RefSeq and is a predicted model, not a curated record. NCBI's taxonomy places the organism in Eukaryota, Fungi, Ascomycota, Eurotiomycetes, Eurotiales, Aspergillaceae. Bases 1 to 1428 code for a protein of 475 amino acids. The transcript is spliced from 4 exons. Gene Ontology annotation, molecular function: pyridoxal phosphate binding; transaminase activity. Gene Ontology annotation, cellular component: cytosol.